CACGGAGUUGAAAAAAAAGCAAAAUAUAGGGAAAAAAAGUAGCAAGGAUUUGAGGAGCUACAGACUGCUGCCUCUUUGGGGAAAGUGCUACCGGUAUGUAACAAAUGCAUUAUUACACAUUAUAAUAUUAAUUUAAUUGUCAGAUUGUCUUUGGAGCUGCAGUGUUUUAGAGUUUCAUCAGUAUUUUCUCCAUGAGUGAUGCAGGGGGAGGAGACAAACAGCUGGACAGUCACACAGCAGCAGCAGCAGCAGCACCUCCUCACUUGCUCCUCGUCUCCUCCUUCAUCAGAUCAAACCUGAUGAUUCAAAGAUGGAAAUCAAGUUCUGGCAGCAGCUGUGUUCAUCUUGAGAAGCAGAACCUAAAAAGAAAUCAACAUUGCAAGGACCUCAGCAAUGAUCUCCACUGUUACGUUACAAAACGUUCAGUGCAACAGUCAGAUCAGGGGCCCCGUCAGGAUCGAGCCUCGCAGGAACUCCAUUCCCCCAACGCAGAAUCGACCUGCUAAAUAUCUGCUGGCGUACCUGCCUCGACCACAGUCUGAAUCAAUCCGAUACACUCCUUACACUUAUAAGGUUAUAACUAAAUCCAGUGUUGGUGCCAUGAUGACCACAAAAAGAGGCUCUCUUAUCCACAACUUGAACUAUGCUAAGUGCUCGUCACUUCCACCAUCUCAGGAGGGUUCUCCCUCCCAGAGUCCCUUCAGCCAGUCCUCUCACGCUCUGACUUUGGCUGAGCAGGAGCAACUGCACCAACAGCACGCUAACCAAGCCGCUCCUCUGGAACCAGCAGAAGUGACCUCGAAGCCUCAGCGUUCGCAUCGCAACAGAGGCCUGAAGCGUUUCAGCUCCAGGUGGCAAUCUAGAGGCUCCACCAGCAGCAGCAACGUUCCCAUGUCUGCAAUAGAGAAGCUGAAUGGUGCAAAGAGUCACAGGAAGCGCUGUAAGCUGCUCGGGGACGACCACUCGUUGCAUGUUUCUGCCAGCAAUCAGCGGCAGCGUUACGUCACCAAGGAUGGCAAGUGCAGGGUCAAUCUGGGUCCUAUUGCAGACAAGAGUCGCUUUAUCUCAGAUAUUUUCACCACGCUAGUGGACCUCAAGUAUCGCUGGUUCCUUCUCGUCUUCACUAUGUGCUACAUUCUCACAUGGGUGGCCUUUGGUGGAAUCUACCUCUUCGGUGCCUGGUUGCGUGACGACAUUGCACAUGUUCAUGACCCACAGUGGAAGGCAUGUUUCCAAAAUGUAGACAGUUUCCUUUCAGCCCUGCUGCUGUCAUUAGAAAGCCAGAGGACAAUUGGGUACGGCUCCAGGAUGGUGACGGCCAACUGCCCCGAGGGUACGGUUCUCCUCAUGGUCCAGUCCAUCCUUGGCUCCAUUAUCGAUGCUCUCAUGGUGGGCUGCAUGUUUGUGAAAAUCUCCCGGCCACAGCAGAGAGCCCAGACGCUGAUCUUUAGCAAGCACUGUGUCAUAUGUGAGCGUGACGAGAAGCUGUGCAUGCUCUUCCGCAUUGGUGACCUGAGAGCGAGCCACAUGGUGGACGCCAAGAUCCGGGCCAAGCUGAUCAAGUCCAGGCAGACCAAGGAGGGCGAGUUCAUUCCCCUGGAGCAGUCGGAGAUCAAUCUGGGCUACGACACCGGUGGAGACAGGCUGCUCCUGGUGGAACCACAGACCAUCACCCACAUCAUCAAUGAAAGCAGCCCUUUCUGGGAGGUGGGGUCAGAGCGGUUGAAGAGGGAGACCUUCGAGAUCAUUGUCAUCCUGGAGGGCAUCGUGGAAGCAUCAGGUAUGACAUGCCAGGCGAGGACCUCCUACACACAGGACGAGGUCCUCUGGGGCCACCGAUUUGAGUCGUGCAUUUCCCUGGAGAAAGGGGCGUUUCGUGUGGACUACAGUGCAUUUGACAAAAUCUUUGAAGUCCAAAUGUCUCUACUCAGUGCAAAAGACAGGAGCACAGCAAGAGAAGAAGAAGAUUUGUUUUACACAAAUGUUGGCUGAAUAAGCAGUUUUUGUCUGCAUAUAAUGAGUGACUUUAAUCAGUAAGAUAAAUUAUCAUAUGUCAUGAAUAUUUAUCUCAGGGCAACCAUCGUUUCUGUUGUUCUGUCUUGUGUAGUAUUACAAUUUGGAAUGUUUUAUGUUGUGUUUAAACAAUAUUUUAAAAAUAAACAC
Molecule: messenger RNA, 2163 nt
Organism: Plectropomus leopardus (leopard coralgrouper)
Lineage: Eukaryota; Metazoa; Chordata; Actinopteri; Perciformes; Serranidae
Product: G protein-activated inward rectifier potassium channel 3-like
Biological process (GO): regulation of monoatomic ion transmembrane transport; potassium ion import across plasma membrane
Cellular component (GO): plasma membrane
Molecular function (GO): inward rectifier potassium channel activity
Source: RefSeq, a predicted model, not a curated record